AUGUCGGACAACGAUAAUCAUGACGAAUUGAUCUCCCAAUUCUGCGAAGUUACCAAUGUCUCCCCAUCGGAGGCCCAACAAUUUCUCGCUGCAAAUCAAUGGGAUUAUGCAGGAGCCAUGGCGGAAUAUUUUACUGCUCAAGAAGAAGGAAACACCGGAACUUCAGGGCCCUCGGGAGAUAACCAUCAGAGUGAAACCCAACCAUCACCUUACACCGGACCACGAACACUAGAUGGUAGACCUGCUCCAGAUAACGGUAAACAACCCGCAAAGUCAACUGGCGCAACUGGCAGAGCUGGAGGACGUGGAGGCAUCGCAACUCUUGGGUCUUUGAAUCAAGGUUCUUCUGGUCAGCCUGGCUCAGGUCAUGGUGCCCAUGUGGAUGAUGAUGAUGAUUCAGAUGACCAGGGUUAUGAGCCAGACGAGCAACCGAGGGAUUUAUUUGCUGGUGGUGAAAAGUCAGGAUUGGCUGUCCAAGAUCCCUCGAGAAAACCCGAUGCGAGGAAAAUUGUUGGUGAUAUUCUUAAGCAAGCUAAGGCAAAUUCAAGAGGAAGUGGCGAACCAUCUUCGGCACAGCCACCAUCUCGAUUCCGUGGUAGCGGCCAAACCCUCGGUGGUGACGAUGCUCCUUCACAAGUCAUACCUGAUCCUCGCUCAGCUGCAACUCCUUCCGAGCCUCCAAUUACAAGAGUCUUACACCUUUGGGAGGAUGGAUUUAGUGUUGAGGAUGGCCCACUUCGUCGAUUCGAUGACCCCGCGAAUGCGCAAGACCUUCAGGCCAUACAACGUGGUCGCGCUCCUCUUCACUUGAUGAAUGUUAGACAAAAUCAGCACGUCGAUGUUCAGUUGCACAAACAUGAUGAACCAUACAAAGCUCCACCUAAGGUUUACAAGCCUUUUAGUGGAUCAGGUCAGAGACUCGGUAGUCCUACACCAGGUGGUUCAUCGAGUGCUACAACUACGCAGCCUUCAUCCAGGGCAUCUGCACCAGCAGCCGCUUCAAGCGAAAACCCGGAAGUUCAGAUCGAUCCAUCGCAACCAACUCUCACCCUAAGAAUCCAAUUAGCGAACGGCACUCGUCUUCCGGCUCGAUUUAACACUACACAUACAGUAGGUGAUGUGUAUGAGUUCAUUGAAAGAGCUUCCUCUGGCAGUAACGAACGACCUUGGGUACUAGCAACAACUUUCCCAAACAAAGAGCAUACUGAGAAGAACCAAAUCUUGGGUGAAAUGCCAGAAUUCAAGAGAGGUGGCACAGCCGUACAAAAAUGGGCUUAA
Molecule: messenger RNA, 1278 nt
Organism: Sclerotinia sclerotiorum 1980 UF-70
Lineage: Eukaryota; Fungi; Ascomycota; Leotiomycetes; Helotiales; Sclerotiniaceae
Exons: 3
Coding region: 1-1278 (425 amino acids)
Biological process (GO): Golgi organization; autophagosome assembly; proteasome-mediated ubiquitin-dependent protein catabolic process
Cellular component (GO): nucleus; cytosol
Molecular function (GO): ubiquitin binding
Source: RefSeq, a predicted model, not a curated record